Laccaria bicolor S238N-H82 is the source of this 2889-nucleotide messenger RNA. RefSeq lists its product as uncharacterized. The record is from RefSeq and is a predicted model, not a curated record. The transcript is spliced from 14 exons. NCBI's taxonomy places the organism in Eukaryota, Fungi, Basidiomycota, Agaricomycetes, Agaricales, Hydnangiaceae. Bases 1 to 2889 code for a protein of 962 amino acids.
AUGGUCACUCAAGUAACCGUUUUCAAUGGUGUGGUUUGCCUUCGUCGUCGACCAAGUACGCUCUAUGGCGGUGACGGCGUCCGCUUGGCAGAGCUUAGUGGUGGCGUGGGGGAAACCGUCGGAUUUCAUUGGGACAGUCAUCUUUCCGCUCAUGACCGUGCCGCUUACUGGAUUGGAAUCAUGCGUGGUGCAAAUAUUCUUUUCUUGGUUGCAUUGCUACAACUGUCGGCUGCCAUCGUCCGUGGAGUAGUUUGUGCUCAACCACCAAGCACUGCCAGGAGGUCAUAUAAUAUGGAAAUUACGGCGAAGCUCUUCAAAGCAAAGCUCGAAUCCUCAUUCAAUGCGACCAGACGCGUUGUAGACCGCCUCAUUAUCGUUACUCUGGAGACGGGCGCCGUUACCCUCGCCGCAACUCUCGUUCAACUCAUUUUCUAUUUCAGAUAUCCACCGAACUCCCUCCAACAGGUUGGAGUAAUGUAUAUCCUCGGGGGCUUAUAUUCAAACGUCCUUCUCAGCGUCCUCAACGGCCGAAAGCGCGCUCGCCGUCAACUGGCAGAAACAAGUCACAAUUUCAGCCUUCAUUUCACCGACCAAAGCCUUCCAGCCCCUCGUUCGUCUUCCUCAUACCAGGAAGGAAUCGAAAUCAAAAUACCACUAUCACCAAGUCACCACCUCUACCUAGCCGAUUCCCCACCUUCUUGCGUCUUACACAAAUUUGAACUCGACAACCGCUCAAAACCUUCAAUCAUCCCAACCACUCUCUUUAACACAUUCCUCACCGCAACCGGAUCCCUUUUCGCCUUCAUCUUCCUCGCCCAUCGCGCAUUUGUCUUUCCCUGCUGCCGUGUCUUCGUCUCCGAAAUCAAUCAUAACCGCCCAGGCUUGACAUGCCAAGCCGUUAUGGAAAUAACAAUGAUGCAGGACAAUCGCCCUGUGCUCUUCGAAAACCAGGUCCCCGGCUCAGUGGAAAUACUGCAAGCCAACGCCCGCAAAACCUUGUUCUACACGACACGAGAGAACCAAUCGAGAACGUCGAAAACGGCGUCGUCUGCGGACAUGUACGCGUGCAACAUGUGCAUGAGCCACGGUCGGCUUUCUGAAAGUCGAUGCCUUUACUACGCGGGGUCGAUGAUGCAGCCUAAGAAAGACCUCGUGUGUGGUCGAACCAAGCUUGAACUCGUCGUCGUAAGAAUUACAUCACGUGUCGCGGUUCUGGCUCAGUCACAAAACUACGUGCCUUGUAUUAGUAUAAGUAUUACGCAGCUUCAAUGCCCCAGGCCAACCACACGCUCCGCAUCUCCUAGGUCGCCGUUAUCAUAUCCUCUCAUCAUCCUAGCUCAUAUUGGUGGCAUGCCGACUUCUAUUCUCGACCUUCCAACGGAACUCAUCCUGGAGAUCAUCCAUUCGGAGGACUUCACAAAUGCCACUAUCGCGUACUUUGGAAUGACUUGUCGCCGUUUCCAUGACAUAUGUCAAGUUCUUGUUCUGGAGCGCCAACUUCCCGUACUGCGCGCAUUAGCGAGUAGGCGUAGCCUCCUUAUCUAUAAGAACUAUGGAUCAAUCGCGAUGAAAGAUGAUGAAUUAAAUGACGUGAAGGAGAUAUUUCAAGCUUCAUUCCACAAAAUCGAAUACGUCCUUGUCACCUUCACCGUUGAGGAAAUCGCAAGCGUUCACGGAUUUAUUUUUCACGCCAACGCUGUUGGCCAUAUUGACAUCAAACUCGGUUCACAGUUAUACAUGUCCAGCCUAGCCGAGAAAAAAGAUUGGUGCCAAACGCUAGCUUCGUUCAUCAGGGUUUCCUCGGAGAAGGAUAUGGCAAACUUGACCAUCACGGGUUUACCCCACGGCGAGCGACUCGGAUACUUCAAACCCACGAUACCCAUUCCCGAAACGCCAUCAAGUCCCUUCAUCCCCCUGCCCAUCACCAAAUCGUCAUCAAGUGCUAUAAAGACCUAUUUUUCCUUUCUUAGUCCGCUUAAGGGCCGCUUUUUUGGUCUUAAAACGCGGUCAGGCAGUAUUGGUACUCAGCCCAACCGCCAUGUUGCACCGGAAGGAGAGCGACUCUUCAACUUCGGUACACCCCUAGGACUCAAAAGUUUUGAGAUACACUCCCCCCUCCCUUUUCAUGGAGCAUGCUUUCCGCAGACCCUACGAGCUCUGAAUGGUGGAUACCUUUCCAGAUUAUCGCUCUUGAACACAAGACUCCAUAUGUCAGAAUGGAGUCACAUACUGCCCCUACUUUCCAUGCCUCUCCUGUCCGAAUUUGAUGUUGGGGAUUCCGACAUUGCUUUUCGCGACCUUUCACCAUUCUUGCUGCGUCAUUCAGGCAUAACCCACCUCGACCUGUCAUGCAGUAGUCCAAUCGGAUCAAUCGUGCCCCCGGCGGGCUUUCUUCCUCGCCUUGAAGUGAUCAGCGGAAACCCCAACUAUCUUUCAGGAUUACUUUCCAUCCAGGGACACUUCCCAAAUUUACGCUCCGUCGCGUUGACGCGGCAUCCACUGCGAGCCAUCCAGCACGGAGCUCUCGAUAACAUCUUGCGAAAUUUGGGAGAACGUGAGAGAGGAACAAUCCGCCUUUCCAUCGAAUUUUCGAACCCAACCGGUCUUACAAAAUGGUUUUCCAAGGCAGAACCAUUUUCCCUGGAUUGCGUGAAAACGUUAGAGAUUAUCAGGUUCGGAUUCCUCAUUUCCUCAGAGAUGUGCGACAGCUUCUUUUCUUGGGUAUCGGUCUUCCCGUACGUCCAAGACCUGGAUUUGACGCAGUUGGUUCCUGGGGACCCGAAGAUGUGGACCUGGAGAUUAGAUGCGUUGUGGGACUCGUGUCCGGAGUUGCAGUCAAUCAUCGUCAAGAGAAAAACUUACCGGCGGCCUGUGAAAUCAGUUGAGUAA